AAUAUGACAAAUUGGUUUCUACAUCAAGUAACAGCACCUCCUCUGUACACCUGUGCCUGGCAAACCAGAGUCACCUACAAGAUCUGGAGACUUCAGAAGAAUGUCAGUCGGGAUCAGAGUCCAUGAUGUGGCUAUUUGUACUUAUGGGAAAUAUUCUUCAAGGAAUGGGAGAAACUCCCAUUGAACCUCUGGGAUUGUCCUACGUGGAUGAUUUUGCAAAAUCAGAGAAUUCCCCAUUUUACAUAGGAAUAAUACAGACAGUGUCAAUUGCUGGACCUUUAGUGGGAUCAUUAAUGGCUUCCUACUUCGCACAGAUCUUCGUCGACGUUGGAUUUAUAGAUCUGGAUGAAGUUACCAUCACUCUCACUGACGCUCGUUGGGUUGGCGCUUGGUGGCUUGGAUUUUUAAUCAGCGGAGUCGCAAAUCUAAUUGCUGCAGUUCCGUUCUGGUUUCUACCUAAAGUUCUUCCCAGAGAAGGUCAAGAAGAUAUAGCAGGACCAGAAGAAUCACGUAUACCUAUUGCACACGAGAACAGUGACCAGAAACCAGAACAGAGCAGGAAGGGCCUUCUGAAAGAAUUUCUACAGUCCCUGAAACAUCUAUUCAAGAAUAAAGUUUACACCCUGUUCGUGAUUGUAACAGUGAUACAGUUUGAUGCAUUUAUUGGAUUCAUUUCAUUCAUGCCCAAGUACUUGGAACAGCAGUACGGCAAAUCAGCAUCAGAAGCCAUCUUUUUAAUAGCGGUGUAUAAUUUGCCAGUUAUCUGCAUUGGAUACUUUUUGGGUGGAUAUUUGAUGAAGAGAUUCAAGUGUACCACGUACCAGGCUGCCAUGAUUGGAUUUUGGAGUUCAAUAAUUGAGUAUCUGAUCUAUUAUUCAGCCUUUGCAAUGGUCUGCAAGAACUCUGCUGUUGCUGGUUUAACAGUUUCAUAUGAUGGUAUUGAGCAAGUUUCAUAUCUGGAUAACCUGCAAUCAGACUGCAACCUAAACUGCGCCUGCCCUACUGACAUAUGGGAUCCUGUUUGUGGAGAGAAUGGUGUGGCCUACGUCUCUGCUUGUCUUGCUGGCUGCAGCUCAGUAACAGGGACUGGACAAAAUAAGGUGUUUCACAAUUGCAGCUGUGUGGCUGGGUUUUCCUCGAAUGCAUCUGCGGUGCUAGGUCAAUGCCAGAGAGAAGCGACCUGUGACACCAUGCUUCAGUACUUCAUGAUACUGUCCCUGGUGUGCUGUUUAAUUUAUUCCUUCGGAGCCAUGCCCGGAUAUAUGGUGCUCAUCAGGAGUCUGAAGCCUAAAGAAAAAUCCCUCGGACUCGGUCUUCAUCUCCUAGCUGCAAGAGCGCUUGGUGGAAUCCCAUCUCCAAUUUUUUUUGGUGCGACAGUUGAUACGACCUGCAUAAAAUGGGGAACUACUAACUGUGGGGAGCCUGGAGCCUGUCGCAUGUAUGAUUCUGAUGCUUACAGGCUUCUGUUUUUUGGAGUGACGGCUAUUUUGCGAACUAUAUCCUACAUUCCCUGUGUCUUCAUCCUGAUCAUUCUUAAGAGACGAGCAGCUGAUGAAGAAGAGGAAGAGAAAAAAUCAGGGGAGAUGGAAUUAGAGGAAUUAAAUAAAAAAUAGUUUACUGCAAAAGACUGAGAUGUGCACACAAAGGAUGCUUUAGGGGAAACUGCAGUCGUGGAGAAAUUGAGUAAAACUGGAAGUUGUAACUCUCCUUUUGCUCACCCUUAAUACCCCAUGUUAUAUCUAAAAAGAGAAAGUGCAAACUGCAGCAAAAUAUCUCAAUCCUGUUGUGUAAAGACCAGAACGUACAGGCAACCAUGUUGUGACUUGUACAUGAUCACAAUACUGGUGUAAAAAUGGUUGACUAAAACCCCAAAAUGACAGGUCACAAGUUAUUGUAUUUCCAAUCACUUUCAAUCAAAGCACAAAUCAAUUCAGCCACAAUUUCUUGCGAUCUACAACUAUACCUAUGCAUUCUGCUUUUUAAUCUCAUCUGCCUAAACUUUGUGUAAAGUCCAGGAACAAGUCAUGGUAAAACUCAAUAUGGAUGAAAUAAAAGUGACUCACUACACUUAACUGAUACCUAUAUAAUAUAUAUGAUAUAAUAGUCUAACUGUACAGAAUUAAGUUCCUGCAAGGCUGUUCUGGCACCAGCUAUAGGGUGCUUCAUGUUCCUAUUCCUCACCAUCAGCCUGGUCCUACACCAGGUUUCACACCAGUGUUCCUCUUAUUUUACUUUUAAGAAACAAGUCUGGUUUAUUAAGUGAUUAAACAAUCAAUAUUAAAGUGAGAGGACUCUCUGUGAGUUCUACCAACUCUCCUGAUCAUAGCUUAACCCAUUGGAAGAGUAAGACUGCUCAGAUCUAUCCACCAGAGGCAGCUCUGUAAUUGGACCAGGUGGGUUCACAGGACACAGGUGGUUUUUGACAAAGGUCCCACAUAGAGAGAGCAUAUUUCAGCUAAAAGAUAUUAAUGUCAUAUGGGCUCCAUCACCUAUCGAUCAGAAUGCUUUUAAGUAAAAUUGAAAUCUGCUAUUUUUUAACCUGACACUGAUAAUUAUGGUUGCUUUAGAUUGUAGCAAACUGAGGAUUGGGGGGGGGGUGACAUUUCAUACUUGGAGUGAUGCAGCACAGUGUCUCAAGCUAGGCCUGCAUCCUACCACAGGUAAGAUCUCCCAUCAAGAAGGGGUCAUGUCAUGUAAUGGGGGUAUUCCCUUAAUUAAAUGGAGGGUCACAUACCCUUUUAUAUGGAGGAUAACAAAAAUACACAAAAGGGCAGGACAACCAAAUCUGAAACAAGUGAACUCUCUUUCUGAAAAGUAUUAAAUCAUUAUCAUUAGUAGGUGACUGCAUUAACUGAAAAUACCACAGUAUUAGUUACAAUUUCUUGACCACAUUGUCUUAUGUCAAAUGGCUUUAAGCUUCUGCAUUUUUUGCAUAAUAUUUUCUUUGUACCACCACAUUUUGCAAUUUCGUAAGUCUAACAAGACAAUGUAAACAUUUGCUAAUUAGCUUUCUUGCAACAUUGUAUUCUCACAGAGCUUUUUAACCAUGGAAAUGUACUUGUAAUAAAUAGGUACCCUGGA
Molecule: messenger RNA, 3081 nt
Organism: Bombina bombina (fire-bellied toad)
Lineage: Eukaryota; Metazoa; Chordata; Amphibia; Anura; Bombinatoridae
Product: solute carrier organic anion transporter family member 1A2
Exons: 11
Coding region: 123-1613 (496 amino acids)
Biological process (GO): sodium-independent organic anion transport; transmembrane transport; bile acid and bile salt transport
Cellular component (GO): membrane
Molecular function (GO): protein binding; bile acid transmembrane transporter activity
Source: RefSeq, a predicted model, not a curated record